AUGGCUGUCGCCCGACACUCGUCCACCCUGCCACCCGCCCUGCCCACCUGCAUUCUCCGCGGCCACGCUUCCCAGAUCCAUUGCGUGCACUUUGUCCGCUGCAACGCCUAUCUGCUCACUGGCGAUGCCAAUGGCUGCGUCGUCUACUGGAGUCUCGCUACCAAGAGGGCCGUCUACGUAUGGAAGGCCCAUGCGGGCCCCAUUCUCGCCCUCGCCCAAUGGGAUCACGACCGCAUCCUCACUCAUGGUCGAGACCACACCCUCCGAGUAUGGCAGCUGAGGCCACAAGGUCGUCUGCCAGACAAGAUUGCUCUUCCUGCCGAUUCCGACCACCACACGCAGCCGCUGCCAUGGCUGCUCCACUCGCUUCCUGUCAACACCCUCAAUUUCUGCGCUUUUUCCAUGUGCUGCCAGUACACGCGGCCCCGCACAGACCAGACACGCCCUAAUCCCAUCCUCGUAGCUGUUCCGGGAAGAGACGACAAGCAGAUUGAAGUAUGGCUCCUUCCGGAUGAGACCCUGCAAAUCAUAGUUCCGCGCGUGCAAACAGCUGACACAGGAAUGGUCAUGGCUGUCAAGUUGCUUCGCCAUCAACGCUCGCAAAACAUCUUGCUCCUUGCUGGGUACGAGGGUGGCGUCGCUGCAGCCUUCAAGCUCCCGGGCGACCGCACCCGCCCUUCCGUCGGCUCUGCUGAGCUUAUCUACUUCAGCCAGCCCCAUUCUCAGCCUGUACUGUCACUCGAUGCUUCGCCGGAUGGCGACUUCUUCUUCACUUCGUCUGCUGACGCCAAGUUGGUCAAGCAUCGUGUGCCCGAGCUGACUCUCGGUGCCAAUGAGGUAGGUGAAGAUGAAACUAUCAUGACGCCAUCAGCGUCUGCGAGUCGAUUAUCAGAGACAAUAGAAGACGUGUCUCAGCCUGUCGACUCCUCCGAGUCGCCACCUUUGUUUGCCAAGUUGCCUGCCAAGGGAAAGACACCAGAAGCCCCCAAACCAGGCGGUUUAUCAUCUCUACUAUCGUCGUCCUCUGGGCCUCUUCCCCGCAUCAAGCCUACACCGCCGGUCCAGUCGGCAGUGACAUUAGAGCCUGCAUACAAAAUCAUAGACACCAAACAUGCUGGCCAACAAUCACUCCAAGUCCGCUCUGACGGUCGGCUCAUUGUCACUGGAGGCUGGGAUGCUCGCGUCCGCAUAUAUAGUAGCAAAACUCUCAAGGAAGUCGCAGUGCUCAAAUGGCACAAGGAAGGUGUCUAUGCAGUAGCAUUUGCUGAAAUAUUGGCACCAGAAGACCUAGCAAUAGAGGAUUCAGAGCCAGAAACACGUGUCGAGAGACGUGGGCAGGAGCGCGAGAACGAAACAAAGAUGAAGCAUUGGGUUGCUGCGGGGGCCAAGGAUGGCAAAGUCAGUCUUUGGGAGGUGUUUUGA
Molecule: messenger RNA, 1422 nt
Organism: Bipolaris maydis ATCC 48331
Lineage: Eukaryota; Fungi; Ascomycota; Dothideomycetes; Pleosporales; Pleosporaceae
Product: WD40-repeat-containing domain protein
Molecular function (GO): protein binding
Source: RefSeq, a predicted model, not a curated record